Messenger RNA from Epinephelus moara (kelp grouper), 956 nucleotides. It is a transcript of the gene kti12, whose product is annotated as KTI12 chromatin associated homolog. The record is from RefSeq and is a predicted model, not a curated record. The coding region runs from base 69 to 896 and encodes 275 amino acids. Lineage: Eukaryota; Metazoa; Chordata; Actinopteri; Perciformes; Serranidae. The transcript has 9 exons.
CACAUCCGGGUGACAGUAGCAGCAUGUUUUAUCACAUCUUAUGCUAGUUUAUAUAUCUGUCAACAGUAAUGCCUCUCAUAGUGAUGUGUGGUUACCCCUGUAGUGGUAAAACACGCAGGGCAGAAGAACUGAAGGAUUAUUUUGAAGGGAACACCGAGAGAAAGGUUCAUAUUGUGGGAGACGGAGCUCUGGGCGUUGAGAGAAACUCAGUGUACGCAGAUUCCCAAAAGGAAAAAAAUAUCAGAGCGUCUCUGAAAGCUGAAGUAGAGAGGAAAGUCAACAGGGAAGACAUUGUAAUUUUGGAUUCAUUAAACUACAUAAAAGGCUACCGUUACGAACUGUUCUGUCUCAUCAAACAUUCACAAACACCACACUGCCUGGUAUACUGUUUGACGUCAGAUGAAGUGAGUUCAACGUGGAAUACCAACAGAGAUGCUGCUGAGCAGUACACCCAGGACAUCUUUGAUGCAUUAGUGCUGAGAUUUGAAGCUCCAGACUCCAGAAACCGAUGGGACAGUCCUCUCUUCACCAUCCUGAAAGACGACACGCUUCCAUAUGAUGCCAUUUCUGACGCACUUUUCAAAAGAAAAGCACCCCCACCAAACCAGUCCACACAGAGUCAACCAUUGUCAUCUGCAAACUUCUUGUACGAGUUGGACAAGAUCACACAAGAUGUGUUAAUGGCAAUUUUCAACGCACAGAAGACAAGUGUUCCUGGGGAUCUGAUUCCAGUUCCAGGAGCUACAGAAAAGAUCGAGCUCACCAGGAGCAUCAACAUGGCUGAGCUGAGGAAAUUACGGCGCCAGUUCAUCAGCUACGCCAAGAUGCACCCAACAGAGAACACCGGACAGAUUUCCAACAUGUUUGUGCAGUAUUUAAAUAAGAGUCUUCACUGAAACUUUUAUAGCAUUGGUUUUAUUUUUUUAUUUUCUGUGACAAAUAAAUUUAUUUAAUUA